This is a messenger RNA of Scleropages formosus (Asian bonytongue), 5581 nucleotides long. It is a transcript of the gene dlg3, whose product is annotated as discs, large homolog 3 (Drosophila). Gene Ontology annotation, molecular function: ionotropic glutamate receptor binding; protein kinase binding. The transcript is spliced from 22 exons. Lineage: Eukaryota; Metazoa; Chordata; Actinopteri; Osteoglossiformes; Osteoglossidae. Gene Ontology annotation, biological process: receptor clustering; cell-cell adhesion; embryo development. Gene Ontology annotation, cellular component: postsynaptic density membrane; basolateral plasma membrane; neuromuscular junction. Bases 328 to 3096 code for a protein of 922 amino acids. The record is from RefSeq and is a predicted model, not a curated record.
UAUAAUAUAAAAGAUUAUAGAUGUGUAUGUGUAUUUAUGAAGAUGUCACUGUGAAGCUUUCGUGGCAAGAGGAGAUUAUUUAUUAUCAGGGCCCGUGUCUGGUUGUGUAAUUGCACAGAAAAGAAACACACAGUUCUUUCAGCGUUUUUCUUUCGCUCGUUUUGGCAUCAGAAGGAGGAAGACUUUUUUUUUUUUUCCCCCCGUCUCUUUUUUUUUGCUGUGGCUUCUCCUCCGCCUUUUUCAUCCCUCUGCACGCUUGGAGGUGGACUCACGCUUGGAGGCUAGCGGGAUAAGCGGGGGAGGAGGUGGCCGCGGUGAGCCGCCAGCAUGCACAAGCACCACCACUGCUGCAAGUGCCCGGAAUGCUACGAGGCGACCCGCAUGGCCGCGCUGCGCCGAGCCGACUGGCAGCCCGACCCCUACGGAUACCCACCCGGCUACGGGGGCGGCGGCGGCGGCCAGACGCUGCCGCCUCAGACCCCUGGAGGGGGGGGCGGCGGGGGAGGCGGCGGGGGCACGCUCGGGAGAAGCAAAGGAAAGAUGAUGACCUCUGCCGGGGGCCCCGGGGGCCCCGCCCCCAAGGGCUCGAGCAAGGGUGGCCCCAGGGUGAAUGGCAAUGGCUCGGGGGACCAGGGAGGAUGGUGGCCGGAGUGCACCUGCUCCACCCGGGACUGGUACGACCAGGCAAACCCUCCUCCCAUCAUUGUCAACGCAGACUCCCUGGAUGCUGGUCCUUAUGUGAAUGGGAGCGAUGGGAUGUACAAGUAUGAAGAGAUCAUCUUGGAGAGGGGCAACUCUGGUCUGGGCUUCAGCAUCGCCGGCGGGAUCGACAACCCCCACAUUCCGGAUGACCCUGGAAUCUUCAUCACCAAGAUCAUCCCUGGGGGGGCGGCCGCUAUGGACGGCAGGCUGGGGGUCAACGACUGCGUGCUGCGGGUCAACGACGUGGACGUGUCCGAGGUGCUGCACAGCCGAGCGGUGGAGGCGCUCAAGGAGGCGGGGCCUGUGGUGCGGCUGCUGGUGAGGAGGAGACACACCCCUCCGGAGACCGUGCUGGAGGUCAACCUGCUGAAAGGGCCCAAGGGACUCGGGUUCAGCAUCGCCGGGGGCAUCGGGAACCAGCACAUCCCCGGCGACAACAGCAUCUACAUCACCAAGAUCAUCGAGGGCGGGGCUGCGCAGAAGGACGGCCGCCUGCAGACCGGGGACCGACUCCUGGCUGUGAACAACAUCAUCCUGCAGGACGUGCGGCACGAGGAGGCCGUGGCGGCGCUGAAGAACACCUCGGACAUGGUGUACCUGAAGGUGGCCAAGCCGGGGCCCUCGCACCUCAACGACAUGUACGCCCCGCCAGACUACUCCAGUAGUCUCGCCCUCCCUGCAGCCUUCCCCACCACGGUCGAGAACCACGUGGGUCACCAUGUGGGUCACCACUCCGCCAUGGCCUACAUGGGCGAACCCAAACCCUUGUACCAGCCCCCGGCGCAGGUCACGCCCCCGCGCUACUCGCCCAUCCCACGGCACAUGCUGGCGGACGACGACUUCACCAGGGCCGAGCCCACGUACAGCAUCAUCCACAAACCUGCGGAGGACGUCAGCCUCCCUCCCUCCCCCUUCCUCUACAGCGGGGAUGGGGGGGUCUGUCCCAUCCCCACCCCAUUGCGCCACGGCCCAGCUCUCUACUCCGGCAGGGAACCCCGGAAGGUGGUACUGCACAAGGGUUCCACAGGCCUGGGGUUCAACAUCGUGGGUGGGGAGGACGGAGAGGGAAUCUUUGUCUCCUUCAUCCUGGCGGGUGGGCCAGCGGACCUCAGCGGCGAGCUUCGGAGGGGUGACCGCAUCCUCUCGGUGAAUGGUGUGAACCUGCGGAAUGCGACUCACGAGCAAGCGGCCGCCGCGCUGAAGAGGGCGGGGCAGACCGUCACCAUCGUUGCCCAGUACAGGCCAGAAGAGUACAGUCGUUUUGAGUCCAAGAUUCACGACCUGCGGGAACAGAUGAUGAACAGCAGCAUGAGCUCAGGGUCGGGCUCCCUGCGCACCAGCGAGAAGCGCUCGCUCUAUGUCAGGGCCCUGUUUGACUACGACCGCAGCCGGGACAGCUGCCUGCCCAGUCAGGGCCUGAGCUUCUCCUAUGGUGACAUCCUGCACGUCAUCAAUGCCUCGGACGACGAGUGGUGGCAAGCGCGGCUCGUCACUCCGCACGGGGAGAGCGAGCAAAUCGGGGUCAUCCCCAGCAAGAAGAGGGUCGAGAAGAAGGAACGUGCUCGGUUAAAAACCGUGAAAUUCCAUGCCAGGACGGGUAUGAUCGAGUCCAAUCGGUUGGUCAAAGUAAAGCGCAAAAAGAGCUUCAGCCUCUCGCGCAAGUUCCCGUUUUACAAGAGCAAGGAGAACAUUGUGCAGGAGUUGGCUGAGCCGGAACAAUGCCUGACGUCCAACACGAGCGACAGCGAGAGCAGCUCCAAGGGCCAGGAAGACACUAUUUUAUCCUAUGAGCCAGUGAUACGGCAGGAGAUUCAUUACACGAGGCCAGUGAUCAUCCUGGGACCAAUGAAGGAUAGAGUAAAUGAUGACCUCAUUUCAGAGUUUCCUCACAAGUUUGGAUCUUGUGUCCCACAUACAACACGACCCAGGCGGGAGAACGAGAUAGACGGCCAGGACUACCACUUUGUGGGAUCACGCGAACAAAUGGAGAAGGACAUACAAGAUAACAAGUUUAUCGAGGCGGGCCAGUUCAACGAGAACCUGUAUGGGACUAGCGUCCUGUCUGUCCGAGCUGUGGCGGAGCGGGGUAAACACUGUAUCCUGGAUGUGUCUGGGAAUGCCAUAAAGCGACUGCAACAAGCACAACUCUACCCAAUUGCCAUUUUCAUCAAGCCAAAAUCCAUUGAGGCAUUAAUGGAAAUGAACAAGAGACAGACAUACGAACAGGCUAGCAAAAUCUUUGACAAGGCUACGAAGCUGGAGCAGGACUUUGGCGAGUACUUCACAGCCAUUGUACAGGGUGACUCAUUAGAAGAAAUCUACAACAAAAUCAAGAUCAUCAUCGAGGAGCAGUCAGGCCCCUACAUCUGGGUCUCUUCCCCAGAAAAGCUCUGAGCCUUCAGUCCUGUUCCCGUUUCUCAAUGAGGACUUGGCCCCUCACCAUGCCACCACACCCCACCCUGUUCUUCUUACAGAUGUAUUCCAUAGUUUUACCGUCAUCAUUCUGUUUCUCUAAGACAAACAUUUCGUACCGCAAUCAUCACUGCGACUGCACAACCCCCUGCAUGAUUUUCUCAGCAAAAUCUGUUCAGGACUGGAAUGAUGUUCCAAGUGAAUUUUAAUCACAAGAAACUUACAGCUUGAGGGUGGGGAAGUAGUAGGCAAAAGCCAGUACAUGACAAAGGAUGGGAAACCGAAGUCAGAAUGUCUUAAAGAUUCUGGAAGUAAAGACUGGGAUUGGAAGAACUUCCAGGGGGAUGAGACAAACUGCACAAGUUGGAACAUUAUAAACUUUAUGAACUCACUGAAAUGAAAAGUUAAUGCAUUUUUUCCUCCUCGAAGAACUGUGUACAAAUCCACCCAUGCACAACGGUACUGCAGGGAGCCCGUUUCCAUAUUUAUUUAUUUUUUCUUAAUUUGCGAUGGAAAAAUACCGACUUGGCGAUAUACCCAACAAUGACAAACAAGCUCACAAUGCUAUUGUUUGCGUCACAGAACCAGCCAGUCAGAAACUCUGGUGAAAAAAAAUGAUUUUGAGACAAAGGUCAAUGAGCAUUUAAAAAUGGAAACUCCAACAUGUCUAAUGAUAAUUCUUUGGAGAAAUUCUUUUACUACAUGUUGAAAACCACACUGUUUUACAGUUCAGCGGACUUGUCUACAUUGAGGGCUCUGUGAUUUCGUUAGUGUUUUUCUUAAGCUGCUCGGAAAUAAGGAAGGGAGUAGAAAGGUGUAUCUGGGCUCUCCGUAAAAUACCAAACUGCCUUACAUGAACACAAACCACACAACACACCCUGUUUAUGCUAUACUUGGAAGAGCAAGCAACAAACCGUGUUUCUCCUGGUACUUGGACAGCAAGGCAAUAAUUCAGCGCUGUCACUGAGACAAGCGCGAACAGUGUUGCCAUUUACUCUGUCAACUGCACUCUGUCUUGCAUGACCAGGAUGGUUUAAGGGAACUUUCCAGGAUCACAUGAUCUAUAAGCAACCUCUCCGUAAACUCCAAGACCUCCACCAAACCAACAAGGGCAAUUAGUUGCAGACAACCAGUUUGGGCUGCCCCUGCCUCUACGGCAUGCUGUGUCAUGAUGGAGCGGUGAUGGACCACCCGCCUUCCUGCCUGAUGUGGACACCUCAUAGAGGAGUGUAAUGAUGUGAAGAGUUCCACUUUUUUUGGUGUGUUUUUUUUUUUUUUUUUAACAAAGAGAAUGCAAGUCAUUCUUGAUGGCCCCCCAAUGCAUAUAUUAUUUGAAAGGAUCCUGCAUACUGUGUUUAUUUGCUAAUGAAUUGGGCAAUUUUAUUUUUUCUAAAAUCAAGUGUUGAUUCACUGUUUAGAUCUGCAUGAAAGGCUAUGUGGCAAGCUCAGGAAUUUACAGGUACCCGUUUCCAGGACAGAGAUGCCCCCAGUGGUUUUUUUUUUUUUAGAGGCUAUAUGUGUAUCUAUUAUGGGGGGCUCUCAGAAAACGGAACAGAAUACACUGAACAUGGGCAACCAUUGGAAACAAACUAGGUUGAUGGACUAGGAAGAAUUACUAUUGGAGGUGUACAACUUUUUUUCCUUUUUCAUUUGUACUUAUGAAUGUGUGGAAGCCUUUUUGAGACCACCUUUGUGUUUCUGUAUGAACCAACGAGAUGGAUUAGACGGGAGUGAAAUAAGCCCCCUAUGCUGUAGGUCCUGAAGAUCUCAGCGCUGUAUCACCUCAGCAUGUGAAGGAACAUCUCAGAUAUGAUGGAGGCAUGGAUGUAUGAGUAUUCCAGGGCCUCUCCUGACUUUUUUCAAACAGAGGUGUGGUUGUUAACAUCUCUCAAGUCCACAGGGGUUAAUGUGGCCAGCUAUCACUUUGCACCCACCUGGGCUCUACCUGCAGGUAGUUUCUGAACAGGUGUGCUCACUUACACCCCCCUCAGCCAAACCAGCUGUCAUACCUGUGUCAAAACCAGAGUUCAGGGAAUUACUGAAGGGAUCAGAGCCAUUAAAAACUGCUUGCAGACUGUUUCAAAAAGGUGUGGUAUCUAUAAAUGUACAUAUCCCCAACAGAGACUCCCCAACAACGCUUGCAGUCAGCUUGGGAUAAAGACAUGUUUUUGUAGAUCAAAAAUGUUGGGUAAGUAAACUUAUUCUGGGAUUAAUUUCCAUACAAAUGUGUAAUGUUCUCUCUGUAGACACAACUUCAGCUGCCUACUGGACCAUAUUUUCUAAUCUGUGGGGGAGGGAGGAACUCCCUGAAAUAGGGUCUGUCUACUUGUGAUUUCUUGUGGAACUUGUCUGGGUAUAUUAUUAUAUAUAUACUUUUUUAAAAAAGGGACAAAAUCUAAUGUAAAACCAUGUGUACAAGGCAGGUGUCAACCUACAAGUGACUAUGAAAGAGGUCAGAAAAAUUUCU